Scedosporium apiospermum is the source of this 1644-nucleotide messenger RNA. RefSeq lists its product as uncharacterized. Lineage: Eukaryota; Fungi; Ascomycota; Sordariomycetes; Microascales; Microascaceae. The record is from RefSeq and is a predicted model, not a curated record. The transcript is spliced from 2 exons. Bases 1 to 1644 code for a protein of 547 amino acids.
AUGGGAAGAAAGCUUAAAAAGAGAAUUCCACAUCUAACACCAGCAGCAGCCGACUUCCCGGUCCUCGCACCCACAAAAGAGGAAGAACCCACCACAGCGCAAGCGCCCUACCUCGAAGAACUAGACGAUCCCUUCAACCCCUACACCAAAGAAACCCUCAGCUCCCCGACCGAGAAGCAACCCGCCCGCAAAGGCUUCACGUCCACCCUCCGAGGCUUCUCCGCGAGAAACCUUUCCUUCCUCCCACAAAGGCCACCGCGGUCGCACAGGUUGCGAAUCUCUUCCCCAACUAACUUCCGCCAUGUAUACUCCCAUUCUUACCAGUUCUCCGACCCGUUUACUACUACCUCGCACCGCGAAGGUGUCAACGUAGGCAUUCCGCGCCAGGAAGAGGACCGGCAGUUCCAGGAUCCGCGACGACUAGAUUCUCCCUUCCAACCCCUCCAGCUCGGCGCGGACACCACCGAGCUGUCCCCGAUCUUACCCUACUUCGAGUCCGACGACAGGGUCGUCACGCCGCCGCCGGCUGCUUGGCUCAGGGACGCGCCUCGGGAAGGCGAAGGAUACGUCCUCAAGCGGAGCAGGUCGAACCUCUCCUUCCACGUCCCCCGCAGGCGGGUAGGAGGAGUGGACGGUUCUUCGUCGCAGGCGAGCACGCCGAAGCAGGGGUCACCGCAGAUGGGUGAGAGACACUCCCCGUCGUUGUCGUCGCCGUCACCUCCGCCGCCUGCCGUCCCGCCCAAGUCGAGAGCUAGGGCUUAUACGGCGCCCGAGGUGGAUCACCUCAAGGAGCGCAUUGCUGAGGCGAUGUUGGAACGGGAUCGGUUGCAGGAGAUGAUUGAGGAUGUUAUCGAGAGGCAGAGCAUUUAUCUUGGCAGUCGGCCGUCGACGGCUCAUUCCAUGAGGACGCAGAUUCUCGCUAGCGCCGAGUCCGUCCCCGCCAUCCCCGCUCUCCCCCCGUUAGCACCCUCCUUCGCCGAACGCCUCAACCCCGACCUCAACCACUCCACCACCACCCUCCCCAACCCUUCACCCUUCGCCGCCCCGACGCCAACCCGCUUCCCACCUCCCCCUCACCCAACCACCCCCUUCCAAUUCUCCGAACUCGCCCCCGCACCCCUCCAUAUCGUCCCCUUCCAAGCACCCCCAACCCCACCACGCUCCCGCGCCUCCGACCGCCCCCUCCAACCCCCUCUCCCCCUCGUCCUCCGGCCCCCGCUCCGCAAGAAGAAAUCCUUCUCGCGCGUCUCGACCUGGCUCUUCCCGCACGAACGAGGCCUCAGCGUCGAUUCCAUCACCAACGCCCCGAGACCCGUGCGCGAUGCCGACGGGUUCUAUCAGUGCGUUAGUCCGCCAGGGACGGGGAGGCGGAUGAGCGGGGAUAGUGUUUCGACGGUGACGACGUGGGCGUCGGAGGAGGAGGAGACGAUGGGGACUACGCUUUCGCCUUGUCAGAGUCCUGGGGUGGUGAUGGGACGCGAGAUGGAUGUGCAGAAUGGUGGUGCUGGUGCUGGUGCUGGUGCGUUGGGUGUUCCGGAGCAGCGGCUGGAUCGCAUGGCUACGUUUGGGGGUGGAAGAAGUCAGGCGUCGAGCGGGACGGCGGGUUCGGCUUCGACGGCGACUGUUGUUGGGGUUGCAUUCUAA